This is a messenger RNA of Corylus avellana, 1650 nucleotides long. Its product is annotated as Transmembrane amino acid transporter family protein. NCBI's taxonomy places the organism in Eukaryota, Viridiplantae, Streptophyta, Magnoliopsida, Fagales, Betulaceae. The record is from RefSeq and is a predicted model, not a curated record.
UCAUAUGGAGAUGGGAGAAUGUGAUGCUUCGCAUUUUGUAUAUAAAAUAUGUGUGUAGGCGCACGGUAGAGGGCAACUCCCAGCGCACUUUGGCAGCUUACUCUCGAAGCCACCACGACGCCCCCACCAGCUCCGCGCGGCAUCUCCUCUCCGCCUAUAACUAACAUGCGCUCUUGAGACAAUUGCCAUCCUUAUCCUGCGCACCCCUCUCUCUUCUCUCUCUCUCUCUAUCUCGUCCAAUAUCAAUGGCGGAGCCUCCAAAGGGUGACCCUUUCCCCGAGAACCGCCGUGAAGAUGACGCGGGAGCGGUUUUCACCCUCCAAUCAAAAGGGGAAUGGUGGCACGCGGGGUAUCAUCUGACGACGGCGAUAGUGGGGCCGACUAUACUGACAUUGCCUUACGCGUUCAAAGGAUUGGGGUGGGGACUGGGAUUCUUCUGCUUGACGGUGAUGGCGGCGGUGACGUUCUACUCGUACUAUCUCCUGUCCAAAGUGCUCGACCACUGUGAGAAAGCUGGUCGCCGCCACAUCCGAUUCCGCGAGCUCGCCGCUGACGUCUUAGGGUCGGGAUGGAUGUUUUACUUUGUAAUAUUAAUCCAAACGGCUAUCAACACUGGAAUUGGAAUAGGAGCGAUUUUGCUUGCAGGGCAAUGUAUUGAAAUCUUGUAUUCGAACAUUUUCCCCCAUGGGUCCCUGAAAUUGUACGAGUUCAUAGCAAUGGUGACACUUGCAAUGAUAGUUCUCUCUCAGCUUCCAAGCUUUCACUCUCUCAGACACAUCAACCUGGGUUCGCUGCUUCUCAGCUUGGGCUACACUUUCCUUGUGGUUGGUGCUUGUAUCUAUGUAGGUACCUCAAAAAAUCCCCCUGAAAGGGAAUACUCCUUGGAAUCCUCAAAGUUGGCAAGGGUUUUCAGUGCCUUUACUUCAAUAUCAAUUUUAGCUGCCAUUUUUGGGAAUGGGAUACUCCCUGAAAUACAAGCAACUCUUGCUCCACCUGCAACUGGGAAGAUGGUAAAAGGCCUUCUGAUGUGUUACUCUGUAAUUUUCAUCACCUUCUACUCGGCUGCAGCGACGGGAUACUGGUUGUUCGGAAACAAAUCUAAUGCGAACAUUCUCAAGAGCCUAAUGCCGGAUGAUGGACCUUCUUUGGCUCCAGUCUGGGUUCUUGGCCUCGCUGUGAUCUUUGUUCUCCUUCAGCUCUUUGCCAUUGGCCUGGUUUAUUCUCAAGUGGCUUAUGAGAUCAUGGAGAAAAAAUCAGCCGAUGUGAAACAAGGGAUGUUUUCUAGAAGGAAUCUUAUUCCUCGGCUAAUUCUUCGGACGCUGUACAUGAUAUUCUGCGGGUUUUUCGCAGCAAUGCUUCCAUUCUUUGGAGACAUUAAUGCUGUUGUAGGAGCAAUUGGCUUCAUCCCUCUGGAUUUCAUCCUCCCAAUGCUUCUCUACAACAUGACUUACAAGCCUCCAAGAUCAUCCCUCAUCUAUUGGAUUAACAUCUCUAUUAUCAUCAUCUUCACUGGGACAGGAAUCAUGGGCUCCUUCUCUUCUGUUAGGCAAUUGGUUCUUGAUGCCAACGAGUUUAAGCUCUUUAGCAGUAAUGUAGUUGGUUAAGUAUGAAUCACACUAAGUCUUGCUUUCAAAUUCACUGAGUUAUUAA